AUCGUGACGUGUAACAUGUGCGCGAAGAUGAGUGUUCUGCAAGGUCGUCACAUAGGAAUUAUGACCCUUACGAGCAGCCCGUGUGAGCUAGACAACAUGAGCUUGUUUCAAGACCUCAAGUUGAAAAGGAGGAAGGUCGACUCCCGAUGUAGUAGCGACGACUCCCCGGUAUCCCUUGGAUCAGCAGGCUCGCCGCUCGGGAUCCAGCCGGCGGACGCUCCUUCACCCAUAAACUUUCCUGCUCCAGGGGAGAGCAUGGCCGACACCUCGACCCUGUCGCCGGAGGCUAACAUGCCGGGCUCGCCGGGCUGCCCCGUGGUCAAAGUGAAGAGCGAGUACCUGCUUGGCAUACCGAGCCCGGGUACGCCGCGCGAUCCUCUCCGCGGGACGGCGAGCGUCGGCUUGGAACAUCCCCGGGACACACCCUGCUCGGACCGCGCCUCGCCCGACUCCGUCUUCCCGGACGCCAGUUCCAUAGUCGGCUACGCCAGGGUGGUCGAGGAACAGCAACAGCAACACCACCAACAUCAUCAACAACAACAACAACAAAUGAUCUGCGAGGACAAAGCCACCGGACUCCAUUACGGGAUCAUCACGUGCGAGGGGUGUAAAGGUUUCUUCAAAAGAACUGUACAAAAUAGGCGAGUGUACACAUGCGUGGCGGAAGGUGGUUGCGAAAUCACAAAGGCCCAGAGGAACAGGUGUCAGUACUGUCGUUUCAAAAAGUGCAUUGAACAGGGUAUGGUCCUUCAGGCGGUUCGAGAAGAUCGGAUGCCCGGGGGAAGAAAUUCUGGUGCUGUGUAUAACCUUUACAAGGUGAAGUACAAAAAGCACAAGAAAAGUAACAAAACGAGCGGAGUGGGCGGAGGCAUGGGUGGCAUAAGUAGCGGGGGUAACGUUGGCGGUGUUAACGGGUCGGGGUCCCUUGGCGGUAGCAAAAGCGCCAUGGGCUCGACGAUGCUCGACAAGCACAUGGCCGUGGCCGCGGUCGCUCACCAUAGCCAACAGCAGCACGUCCAGCUGGCUGGCGGUUUCCUUCAUCAUCACAAGAUCUCGUCCGCCGACCCCCUCAACUCCCAAUCCACCACCAGUCACUCGAGCCACCCCGCGCAUUCCGGCCACCUGGUCAACGGGACGAUCCUCAAGACGGCGCUCACCAACCCCUCCGAAGUGGUACACUUGAGGCAGAGGCUAGACAACACGGUAAGCAGUUCGAGGGAUCGAUCUUUCCCUUUCGACGCGACUGUCGCCAUGAUCCAGUCCCUCAUAGACUGCGACGAGUUCCAAGAUAUUGCCACGUUGAGGAACUUGGACGAGCUGCUGGACCAUAAAUCAAACUUAAGCGACAAGCUGUGUCAGAUAGGGGACAGUAUAGUGUACAAGUUGGUGCAGUGGACCAAAAGGUUACCGUUUUACCUUGAGCUACCGGUCGAAGUUCACACGACAUUGCUCACCCACAAGUGGCACGAGAUCCUCGUGCUGACCACCUCCGCCUACCAGGCGAUACACGGUCAGCACAAGUUCUCCAACGUCGGCAGCGACGCGAUGGGAGCGGAUUUUAUGCAAGAAGUUUCGAACAACAUGUAUACGUUGCAAACGUGCCUAACGAACAUGAUGGGCCGGCCGAUAACCAUGGACCAAUUGCAGCAAGACGUAGGCCUGAUGGUGGAAAAGAUUACGUAUGUCACGUUAAUGUUCAGGAGGGUGAGAUUACGGAUGGAGGAGUACGUCUGUCUGAAAGUAAUCACCAUGCUCUCGCAAGCACGUGGAGGUACGAUGGAAUUAGAACAUCUACAAGAACGGUACAUGAGCUGUCUGCGAAGUUUUGUCGAGCACAGCGCCCCACAACAGCCGAAUCGGUUUCACGAUCUUCUCGUCAGGUUGCCCGAAGUACAAUCGGCGGCAGCUCUUCUACUCGAGAGUAAAAUGUUCUACGUUCCUUUCCUAUUGAACUCAACAAUUCAAAGAUAGUAAAUAAAAAACAAACUGACGAUAAACGAA
This is a messenger RNA of Apis dorsata (giant honeybee), 2001 nucleotides long. It is a transcript of the gene Hr4, whose product is annotated as hormone receptor 4-like. Gene Ontology annotation, molecular function: DNA-binding transcription factor activity; zinc ion binding; sequence-specific DNA binding. Gene Ontology annotation, biological process: regulation of DNA-templated transcription. Bases 16 to 1971 code for a protein of 651 amino acids. NCBI's taxonomy places the organism in Eukaryota, Metazoa, Arthropoda, Insecta, Hymenoptera, Apidae. The transcript has 11 exons. The record is from RefSeq and is a predicted model, not a curated record.